Messenger RNA from Drosophila pseudoobscura, 3237 nucleotides. RefSeq names its product zinc finger protein 700. Lineage: Eukaryota; Metazoa; Arthropoda; Insecta; Diptera; Drosophilidae. Gene Ontology annotation, molecular function: RNA polymerase II transcription regulatory region sequence-specific DNA binding; zinc ion binding; DNA-binding transcription factor activity, RNA polymerase II-specific. Gene Ontology annotation, cellular component: nucleus. Bases 104 to 3118 code for a protein of 1004 amino acids. The record is from RefSeq and is a predicted model, not a curated record. The transcript is spliced from 4 exons. Gene Ontology annotation, biological process: regulation of transcription by RNA polymerase II.
GGCCUUUAAUCAGAAAAAAGGAAGGAGGCAUAAGUGAGAGCUUCGAUAUUUCUACUUGCCAUUGGAGGAUAGAUAAUGCUGUAAAGCAUAGUUGGAAUCAAACAUGGACUCUGACGAUCUAGAUGACACUCAUCUGUGCAUUAAAUGCAAUGCCACCAUCGUGGGGCUCUCCAAGUACAUCGAGCACCGCAAAAGCAAUUGCCUGGCCGCACAGAAAACCCAGAGACCCAAAACUCCGGAGACUACGUCUCCUGCCACUCAAGAGGUCUCGCCACCUGCGAUCCUCAGUAGCAGACAUUUGGAUCACACGUACGAUAGCUUUCAUUUCGCCGAGCCAGAGGCCCCCAGCAGCUAUCUGAGAAAGACGACAGCCAGUCAUGGGGGAAAGUCCUCCAAGUCCUUGACAGAAGCCUACGAUCUGCCCUACGAACUAGGGGCAGAUUUGUUCUUCUCUUCCCUGCAGUUGCAGAGUGUUUCGACGGGCGGGAAAACUGUGUCCAGACCAAAAGAAGAGGCCUGGGUUGGGUCGAGUCGAGCGGCCAAGGAAGAGGCCUGGACUGCGGCUAGAGAUCCUGUACUAAAGGCAGUCCGAGAACACGAUGAGGCUGUCUUUAAGCCUCUGAAUUUCGUUCAGGACUCGCCGGAACCCAGCGACGAAGAGGAUGAAGACGAAGACGAUCCGGAUGACUCGUUCGAUGCGGAGGAAGACGAAGCCGAAGAGGAGUACGAUGCGGUGCAGCACUCGCCACCCGCAGUGCCUGCCACACACACGGGGGGCAAGUGGAAGCCCGAGCAUCGGCCCCAGUUGGGCCACACCCACAUCGAAAGGAUUUCCCCCAGCUGGGAUGAGCCGGCGGAAGAGGUCUAUGCCCAUCCCCCAGAGGAGCACACUCACGGCAAGUGGGUGCCCGGCAGCAAGCACCUGGAGUACCGCGAGAAUAUCGACCUGACGAAGCUGCAACAGCCGGGCGUCAGUUAUUGGUGCAACAUCUGCUGCAGGCGGUUGAAGAGUCGCUGCAACUACGAGCAGCAUUUGCGAUCGGCAUACCAUUUGAAGAGAGCGGAGGCCGAACGCCAGCUGGAGCAGGCCACCCUCGGGGGGAAGCUCCCGCUAAGCAAGGACUUCAUCCCGCCGGAGAGGGAGGAACAGCAGCCAACAGAAGAGGAGCCAAUGGCAGAGUCGGAGAUCCCUAAAAGGAAACGCCGUGCGCAUUUCUUGCGCUGCGAUCUGUGCCACCACACGAUGGCCCGGCAUAUGAUGGGCAAGCACCUGAUCUCGCACUAUCACUACAGACGCCUCCAGCAGCAGACGCCGCUGCGAAGGCAGUCCUUCCUCAAGGACAUACUCGACCACAUGGGCAGCAUUGUGCGGCAGUCGCCGUUCCAGUGCCAGCCCUGCAGCUUUUAUGCCAACACGGAAGAGGCCUUCCUGCGGCACUGGCGAUCCGCAGAGCACUUGAAGCAGGUCCAGGGGCGCAGAGGAGACAGCUUUUGGUGCAGCUACUGCCAGUUCGAGUGCGAGUCCAGCGACCUGAUGUGGCAGCACAUGCUGCACCCGUGCCACAAGGAUGUGGUGCUGGCCCUCAACCGAUCAGUGCCCAUCUGCAUUGCCCAGCGGAGUCGCCUCCAGUGCUCCGCUUGCGGCGAGAGCUUCCUUUACAACAUGCAGCUGCGUCGCCACUUUGCCACGGAGCAUCCGGGCCUGCCGCCCACCGACACGGCCGCCGACGACUACCAGAGUCGCUUUCGCUGUGGCAUAUGCGGAGCGCCACAGAUGUCCCGCCUGGCGCUGCAGCGGCACGAGAAGUUCAAGCAUCGCCUGGAACGGUACUACUGCGGCAUCUGCCACCUGGAGUUUGAGACGGCGCUGGAGGCACGUCGUCAUCGGAGUCUGUUGCAGCACAAGCUGCGGUCCAACCCGAAGGACAGGGUUGCCCCGCAGUCGGACAAGGUCCUGGAGCGCAUGCUACGCGAGGUCCUGGAGGAUCAAAGGCCAGAUCCCCCGCCAAAAAAGAAGCGACUGGUCGUGGCCUGCAAACAAUGCGCCAACUGCCAGAAGGUCUUUGACUCCCCCCAAGCACUGGCCCAGCAUCGAGCGGAGGCACAUCCCACGGAAAACCACGGCUGUCUGAUCUGCGGCGAGAACUUUCACUCCCCCCAGGCCCUGGGGAGGCACAACCGCAGCUGCCAGCCCACAGCCAGCACCUCCUCCGCUGCCACUACAGACAGCAGCAAGUCCUGGAGCUGCGAUCAGUGUCCGUUCAGCUGCGAGUACGAAUCGGAUCUGCUAUAUCAUCGAUUCUUUCACACUCGAUCGGGGUCCAUUGGCCGCAACGAGAUGCUCCAGUGUCCGCGCUGUCCAAAACGCUUCAAGAUGUACUCCCUCAGGGCGCACCUCAGAACCCAUACGAAUGAGAAGAUCUUCGAGUGUCCCGAGUGCCAGAUGAAGUUUGGCAGGCGACACAAUCUCAAGAAUCACAUUGCCACGAUGCACAGCAAUAAGGAAAAGCCAAAGAAGGAGAAACAGGAAGUAAGGAAACCCUGCGAUGAAGAAAGACCUAAAUACCCGUUGGCAGUAUUCGGAAAAAAGCUGGCAAAUAGGAGUUCCCAAAAGCAUCACGAGCAGAGCCAUACCCCGAGUGUGGAGCGUAGCUUUCGCUGUCAUGUCGCGGACUGUACAUAUUCGGGUGCCACCCAGGUGAGCCUCCGCAUCCAUUUGGCCUCUCAUUCCCAGGGAAAACACAAGUGCGACAGGGACCAAUGCAAGUAUGUGGGAAAGAGCGAAGUGCAUUUGAAAAGGCACCUCAAGUCGGUCCAUGGCAAGGAGCAGGACAAGUGGUUCCCCUGCGAUCAGUGCGAGUUCAGGGCCCGCAGCAAGGACAAACUCCGACGGCACUCCAUCAGUCACUCGGAUGAGAGGCGCCACAAGUGUCCCCACUGCAUUUUCCGAUGCAAAAAUAUCGACAAUCUACGCAAACACGUGAUGAAAACGACCAUGCAUCCUGGCAAAUUCAUGUACGAGUGCAAAAAGUGCUCGGAACAGAAAUCGAAGGAGAUUUACAAGACCAACAACUACCAGGAAUAUAAGAGACAUUUGACAACGCACCAAAAGAACUAAGGUGUGGCUUUCUGAACAUAGAAAUGUAAAAAAUAAAUUAAAAAAUGUAGCAAUGCAUCGGCCGGGAAUCGAACCCGGGCCGCCCGCGUGGCAGGCGAGCAUUCUACCACUGAACCACC